Molecule: messenger RNA, 5748 nt
Organism: Polistes canadensis
Lineage: Eukaryota; Metazoa; Arthropoda; Insecta; Hymenoptera; Vespidae
Product: protein PF14_0175-like
Exons: 14
Coding region: 183-5165 (1660 amino acids)
Source: RefSeq, a predicted model, not a curated record
CUUAUAUCGAAGUUAAAAAAUUCAUAUCGAUAUAUUGUUUGCAAUAAUCGAUCUAUCGAUAAUACCGAAACAUUCAUUUGUUAUCGUACGAGAAUGCCGGUAAUUCCGAAGAAACGUGCUCUGUUUUUUGUGAGAAGUAUUAACAAUAAUUUAUUUUAUUUUAAUUUGUCAUUUUAAUUAAAAUGGAGAUGUUAACUAUGAAUUCAAAUAAUGACUCUAAAGCUAUUGACGACAAUGACGAAUUAGGUAAAUUAAAAAAGAAUUAUUUGCUAUUAAAACGAAAAAUUUGUAGAACGCACGAAUUGAUUAGACAGUACAAUGAUAAGGUGAAAGAAUGUGAUCGCAUAAAUAUAGAGUUAAACUUGGCACAUACAGAACUUAAAACAUUGAAAACUGAUUAUAAUGGAGUAUUGGGAAAAGUUAUUAAAUUAGAACUUCAAAAUACAGAGUAUAAGAAACAAAUUACAUCUAUGUCGAGUACGACAGAAACACAGGAAAUUCAAAUUGCUGGGAAUCAACAACAUUUGAAUCAAUUAUCAUCUAAAUUAAAGGAAGUAGAAGAUAAACAUGCGGAUGAAAAACUGCAAUGGGAAAUGGAAAAAUCUGUAUUAAAAGACAAAAUCAAAGAAAUGGAGCAUGUAUUAAAGAUUACUAAGAAUAGUAAUUCUUCAAUAAAGAAGAUAAAUAAAUCGCAAGGGAUAGAUAAAGGCACAAAUUGUAAUUUUCAAAAUUUAAUAUCAAAAGUAAAUGUUGCUGUGAAUACAAUGAAUGACAGUACAAUUACUCGGGCUGACAAAAAUGUAAUAACAAAUUUGUCUUUUGGAACCAAGAAAAUGAAUGUUUAUCCUUUGAUUUGUGAUAAUUGUGAUAGCUUAUUUUCUAAUCCUAUUAAAACAAUUUGCAAGGCAAUGACUAAAAAAAAUGAAAUGAUUGAGCCAAUUCCUCCGUGUAGGGAGGUUGAAAAAGAUCAGAAGAAUGAUGAAAGAGUUAAUUUUCAAAAUCCAUCAAAAGAUAAAAGUAAAUCCAAUAAUAGUACAUUUGAAUUAUCCAAAAUAUCCGCAUUAAAGGAAGAUCAAAAUUCUCAUGCUAUAAAAGAAGAACUUUCGGUCAACUUAGUACAACAGACAACUACUGAAAGUUUAACGCAUUAUAUGAAUGAGUUAAGAAAUCAGAUGAAAAGAUUAGAAAAAAAGAUAAAUAAGCAAUCUCAUAAGAAGGAGCUACCAGAUUAUAAUUAUUUCCAACCUUCACCAUACAGCAAUUAUUUUCAUAAUGACAUGUUAAACUAUAAUUCAUUGCUUAAUUUGAUGUCACGUGUUUUAAAUAAUGUGAACGAAACCGCACGUAGCAGUAAAAAAAUUCGAAAGGAAAAACAUGAAUCUAAAUCUCGCAAACUUAUUUUAAAAAAGACAAAGCGCAAACGAGUACAGAAGAUUGUGUCCGCAUCUAAUGAUGCUUGGAAAGUGGAUUCAAUCGUACCUUGCUAUAAACAAAUUAUAAGAACUGAUAAUUCUACAUCAAAUAAUCAUCUAAAUAGAUCGCCUAGUCUUAUUAACAAUGAUCUAGUGUUAGAUGAUGGUUCAAGCAAUACAAAUGUUGAAAAAGAUAUAUGUCGCAAUAAUAUAAUUAAAACUGCAAAUGAUAAUAUAUCGAAAUCAAAUAGUUUGAAUGGUAAACAAUGUUUAAGUUCUACGAUAAUUGAAGAAAUACAACCAGUACGUGAUACUCGAUUUAUUUUAGAACCAUUAAAUCUUAAAAAUAACACUUUUCUUCAAUAUAAGACUAUUAUUGUUGCUGGUAAUGAUAUUAUUAAUGAUUUAGAUCCUACUAGCAGUAUAGCUUCCGUAUUAAGUGCAGAUAUUUCUAUGAAUAAUAAGUUUAAUGUGUCUAAGAAGCAAAUAAAUAUUCCUUUUACCAAUAUAUAUAAAUCUGAUAAUACUGAAAACACGAUAGAAGAUAUAUCAAAUCCAAUCGGUAAAGUUCCAAUUCAUGUAAAUACUUCAGAUUCUACCUCUAAUAAUACUGCAAUUAAUACCAAUGUUAAGAACCGAAAACGUAAAUUACAGACAUUUGAGAAUAAAUUAAAUCAAUUGAAUUUAAUUAAAGAUUUGCAAACUCCGGAGAAAAAUAAUAAAAGUAUUCACAAUAUUGAAAGUACAAGAGAAACUAUUUGUGAAAAAAAAAUAAAUAGCAAAUUGAAUGUUCAGAUAGUUAAUUCAGAUGUUGUGCUUAAAAAAAAGAAACGUAUAAUAUAUGAAGCGGAAAUGAGUAAUCAGGAAAUAUCGACAUUAAGUAAUAAAAAUUUAAAUGUAAUUCAAGAAAUGGACGAUGAGCCUGUUGAAGCGGCACAAGCAAAUAUAUUAGAUUGUACAUCUUUAAACAAAAAAGAAACUAAAUAUAUCGAAAAGCAAAAUAAUAACAGGAAAGUUCCAAAAAAGCAGGAUAAAUUUAAUAUAAAGAAAAUUCCCAAAUCUAAGUGCGUAUUUGCUACAAAUAAAAGUCGUACUAGAUUAUUGGGCAAUAUAAAUAAUAUGCGGUCUCGUCGUCUAAUUAAAAACGGAAAUUUAAAGUUGUUCGAUUCAAAUGAACCAAUAACUAAACAAGAUGAAAGUAGUGAUAAGGAAAAAUGUAUACCUAAACCUGCAUGUAAUAAAGAUAAUAAAACGAAAAAAAGUUUGGUGAAAAGUAUUAGCGAAUUAAAAGCAAUAAAUAAAGACUUAAUUGAAGAUUUGCCGGACAACACUUUUAACAAUGAAACGCAAAUAAAGUUAACAGAUAACUCAGAAACAUUAAUGGAAAAUGAGCAAAUGCUUGCUGCUAAUUCGAUUUCUAUAUCUACUGAUAUAAAUGAGAGUACAAAAGAUGAAUGUUUUACUACUACAAUGACACCAUUAAAAGACUCGAAGUUAAUGCAAGAUGAGGAUGCACUUAUUAAUAUUAAUGAAAAAGCCAAGAGAGAAAACAUUGAAUCAUGUCAUAAACUUAUUUCCGAUGAAGAGAAUAAAAUGAUAAAAAGUAUCUAUUCAGAUUGUUCUAAGUUUAAAUUAAUUAGUCAUCUAAAAGAGAACUAUAUUUCUAAAGAUAGAUGUGAAAAGUCUUUGAAGAAUAAUAUUAAUGAACCGAUUCAAAAUGUAGCAAUAAAACCACAAAUAUUAAAUCUGAACGAAAUCGAUACUUCAAUCCAUUCUGAAUAUAAUAUUGAAUCACAAAUGACAAGACUCGAAACUUCUAUGUUCGUUGAAGAAGAAGCAACUGCAGAGAUACUUAACAGAAGUAUAAAAGAAACAGAAGAAUUUAAUUUAGAAUCCAAUAACAUUGAUAUGAAAACAGAAAAGAUCAUUGAAAUACCUCUAGACGAAGAGGAUAAUUUAAUUAUUAACGCUGAAGAACAACAUAAUAGCGAUAUAAUAACUACAGAAAAAAGCAACGAAUUAAUUAAAGAUAUAGGUAUAAAUAAUCCGACUUUUGAAUUACUUAGUCCUUUAAAAGAUAAUCAGAUUUUUAAUGAUACCUGUGAAUCUUCUUUGGAGAAUAAUUUGCAAAAUGUAACAAAAAAUUCACGAAAAUUACCUGUAAGAGGAUUAGGUGCCUUAAUUGAUUCCAAACAUAUGCGUGAGUUAAAAAGGAUAAAGAAAACAGGCGUUCAAAAGCAAAGCAAAGUAAUGGAAUUGGAUAAAAUAAACAAAGAUUUAUCGACUAGUGAUAAUUACAAAAAUAGAAAAGUACAUGCAAAAAUGUCUAAAAAUUCAAUAAACACAACAAAGCCUAAUAAUAAUUUAAAUAUUCAAUCGCAUAAUGCGAUAAUCAAUGACUUAAAAGUUGUUUCCGCGAAUAGCAGAGUGAAUAAUACACAUGCUGAUAAUAAUAAUUUAAAUUCUUUAGUUAAUCCCAUUGUAUUAUUAGAAAAUUAUUUACAACAAAAUUUACAUCCCGAAGGAUUGAAAAAGUCCAGACAAGAAUUGAAGAAGCAAGAAUCAUUGUAUGAAAAAAUAGAUAAGUUUGUUCAGAAGCAAUUAAACAAAAUUGUAAAUAAUACUGAUUGGGCUAUGCCUGUACAUAGAGAUGUUGUUGAAAAAUUGUCUUCUACAUGUAGUGCUCGUAUUAUAGCCAAAGGUAUAGUGAACUUUGUGCUUAUAAGAAGAAAUGAUAAUUUAGAUAAAACUUAUACACCGCCAGCACCUCUAAUGACAGUGGAUCAACAAAAAAUUGUAGCAUUAUUAGUUGAUCUUGAAAUUAAAGUACCUACAGUGAUAAAAUGGGUUCAAGCAGGAAUCGAAUUUAAAAUUUUUAGAUUGAAUUGCACACCUACGUUUUAUCAAAUUGAAAAUCUCAUACGAGUAUACAUUGCUCUAACAAGGAUACAAAAGGAUCGAGAAAAACUUAGAAUGUUAUGUUGUGAUGCUUUAUAUUGUCUCGGAUUCUCUGCAGUUCCAAUUAUUUAUACGGUAUUGACAUGUUGGCCAGAAGUAUUUCCACAGUGUACAGAAAAUACUGAUAUGUUACCAAAGUGCAUAGCACAUUGUAUUAUGUCUUUACAGGCUAAUCAUUUACCUCAGUUACAAAGUUUAAAAAAUUUCUUAUCAAUGUAUUUUAAUUAUAAAAAAGGAAGUUACGUAACUAAAAAUCUAGUAGAAGAAUUAUUAAGAUCUUUUGAAAUAGGAAGUCAAUCUAAGGAAAAUACUGAAAGUUUGAGAACAGCUGUAAUAUUGCUUGCAAAAAAGGAAGGUGUAUUAUGGACUCAUAAUAAUAUUAUAAGGAGCACUUUGUUACCAAAUAUAGUCGGUAGAAAGUAUGCGUUUGUCCAGGAGGUAUUUGCUUUACUCGGCAAUCUUAUGCGUACUUUCCCUUUAGAAGAUAAGGAUGGAAUUGUAAAAAAUACUGUCGAACAACUUGCAGAUUUACUUGAUUCGGGAGAAGGCCCCCACGAUCAACAGGAAGGCAUAGCAUCAGCACUGCUAAGUUUAUCUAGACACGACUUGAUGAAAGUUAUAAAUACUGUAUUGAAAUGGAUCCCAAAUGAACCUUUAAGAGCUUCAACUAUGGAUCAAUAUUCUGCACUCUUCAGGCUAAGAACAAGAGCUUUUUGGAAAAAAUAUUUAAAAUCUGUUGAAAAAAAAUUAACCCAAAUAGAAUCUAAAGAUCAUAAUGUAUACAUAAGUAAGUAAUACAUACCUCGUCAUAAUGUAUACAAUAAGAAUAAAUAAUAUAAUUAGACGUAAUAAUAUUUUUAGAAGCUUCUCUAAUUAGACAAAAAAAAAUUCGUACAAAUAGUCGUUUUAAUUAAUUUUUUACUAUACUGAUAAUAUCGAACGCGCGAUAAAAAAUGUUUAUAGAAGACUAAGCAUUAAUAUCUAAAAUCUAACUUCAUUUCCUUUUUUUAUCUUUUUUUUUUUUAAAAGAUUUUGAUAUUAAUGUGCACAUGACAAGUAUUAAUAGAAUUACGAUUUAGAAUUAUUACUGACAAGUAGAUAUAAUAAUUAAAUUUAAAUUUUUGUAAUUUACUUACUCUCGCUUUUUCUUUUGUUUUUAAAUGUGAUAUAUGUGUAUAUUAUAUAUUUUAAAAUAUUCUUCUGUAAAAAAUAGUGAAAAAUUGAUAUUCCUAAUUUUUGUGUUGGUUAGUUUCGGAUCAUUCUUUUUACAUAUAUCUCAGUUAAUAUUUGUUAAUUUAAUAAUAUGUAUAUUAGAAAUAAUAGAUCACCCAUGCAGUGCGCUUUGUAUACAGAUAAAGUGUAAAUAUAUAACGUGUGA